AUGAGUAAGGAAGGAUUAGAACAGAAACCUGAGUUCCAGCACGGCUUCUUCCCAGAGCAGCCGCCACCGCCGCCGCGCUCCUCACAGUUGCAUUGCCUGCAGCAGCAACAGAGCCAGGACAAGCCCUGCCCGCCCUUCGCGCCCCUCCCGCACCCGCACCACCACCCUCACCUAGAGCACCAGCAGCCGGGCAGCGGCGGCAGCAACCCAUGCCUCCGGUGCAACAGCUGCGCCUCCUCCUCCGGUGCCCCGGCGGCGGGGGCGGGGGUGGGCGAUAACCUGUCCCUGUUGCUCAGCACCUCCUCGCCCGGCGACGCCUUCCGGACCCGCACCUCCUCGCCGCUGUCGGACUCUUCGUGCUGCUGCUGCUGCUCGUCGCGCCGGGGUAACCAGCUCAAUGUGAGCAAGCUGACGCCGUCCAGCCAUGCCAGUGCGCUCCGGCAGCAGUACGCGCAGCAGCCCGUGUCCGCCUCCCAGUACCACCAGUGCCACAGCCUGCAGCCCGCCGCCAGCCCUACGGGCAGCCUCGGUAGCCUGGGCUCCAGGCCCCUGAUCGCGCACCACAACCACCAUCCGCACUGGGUGCACCACCAACACCACCAGCCCCAGGAGCGCCGCGAGAGCAACCCCUUCACCGAAAUAGCCAUGAGCAGCUGCAGGUACAACGUGGGCGUCAUGCGGCCGCUCAGCAACUUGAGCGUGUCCCGCCGGAACCUGCACGAGAUGGACUCGGAGGCGCAGCCCCUGCAGCCCCCUGCGUCUGUCGGAGGAGGUGGCGGCGCAUCCUCCCAGUCUGCCGCCGCUGCUGCCGCUGCCUGGUCCUCAGCCCCAGAGAUCGUGGUGUCUAAGCGGGAGCACAACAACUCCAACAACCUGGCGCUCUACGGAGCCGGCGGCGGAGGAGGCAGCACUGGAGGAGGAGGCGGCGGCAGCAGUGGGCAUGGCAGCAGUAGUGGCACCAAGUCCAGCAAAAAGAAGAACCAGAACAUUGGCUACAAGCUGGGCCACCGGCGCGCCCUGUUCGAGAAGCGCAAGCGGCUCAGCGACUACGCGCUUAUCUUCUGCAUGUUCGGCAUUGUGGUCAUGGUUAUCGAGACCAAGCUGUCGUGGGGCGCCUAUGACAAGGCGUUGCUGUAUUCCUUAGCUCUGAAAUGCCUUAUCAGUCUCUCCAUGAUCGUCCUGCUCGGUCUGAUAACCGUGUACCACGCCAGGGAAAUACAGUUAUUCUUGGGGGACAAUGGAGCAGAUGACUGGAAAAUAGUCAUGACUUAUGAGCGUAUUUUCUUCAUCUGCUUGGAAAUACUGGUGUGUGCUAUUCAUCCCAUACCUGGAAAUUAUACGUUCACAUGGACAGCCCGGCUUGCCUUCUCCUAUGCCCCAUCCACAACCACCGCUGAUGUGGAUAUUAUUUUAUCUAUACCAGUGGUCUUAAGACUCUAUCUGAUUGCCAGAGUCAUGCUUUUACAUAGCAAACUUUUCACUGAUGCCUCCUCUAGAAGCAUUGGAGCACUUAAUAAGAUAAACUUCAAUAUGCGUUUUAUUAUGAAGACUUUAAUGACUAUUUGCCCAGGAACUGUGCUCUUGGUUUUUAGUAUCUCAUUAUGGAUAAUUGUCACAUGUACUGUCCGAGCUUGUGAAAGGUACCAUGAUCAACAGGAUGUUACUAGCAACUUCCUUGGAGCAAUGUGGUCAAUAUCAAUAACUUUUCUCUCAAUUGGUUAUGGUGACAUGGUACCCAACACAUACUGUGGAAAAGGAAUCUGUUUGCUUACUGGAAUUAUGGGUGUGGGUUGUACAGUCCUGGUGGUAGUUGUGGUGGCAAGAAAGCUAGAACUUACCAAAGCAGAAAAGCACGUGCACAAUUUCAUGAUGGAUACUCAGCUGACAAAAAGAGUGAAAAACGCAGCUGCCAAUGUACUCAGGGAAACAUGGCUAAUUUACAAAAAUACAAAGCUAGUAAAAAAGAUAGAUCAUACAAAAGUAAGAAAACAUCAACAAAAAUUCUUGCAAGCUAUUCAUCAAUUAAGAAGUGUAAAAAUGGAGCAGAGGAAGCUGAAUGACCAAGCAAAUACCUUGGUGGAUCUGGCAAAAACCCAGAAUAUCAUGUAUGACAUGAUUUCUGACUUAAAUGAAAGGAGUGAGGACUUUGAGAAGAGGAUCGUUACCCUGGAAACCAAAUUAGAGGCUUUGAUUGGCAGCAUCCACGCCCUCCCUGGGCUCCUCAGCCAGACCAUCAGACAGCAGCAGAGAGACUUCAUUGAGGCUCAGAUGGAGAACUACGACAAGCAUGUCGCCUACAACGCUGAGCGGUCCCGGUCCUCGUCCAGGAGGUGGAGGUCCUCCUCUACAGCGCCACCAACUUCAUCAGAGAGUAGCUAG
Messenger RNA from Sciurus carolinensis (gray squirrel), 2379 nucleotides. RefSeq names its product small conductance calcium-activated potassium channel protein 2-like. NCBI's taxonomy places the organism in Eukaryota, Metazoa, Chordata, Mammalia, Rodentia, Sciuridae. Gene Ontology annotation, molecular function: small conductance calcium-activated potassium channel activity; calmodulin binding. Gene Ontology annotation, cellular component: dendritic spine; neuronal cell body; plasma membrane. The coding region runs from base 1 to 2379 and encodes 792 amino acids. The transcript has a single exon. Gene Ontology annotation, biological process: potassium ion transmembrane transport. The record is from RefSeq and is a predicted model, not a curated record.